This is a messenger RNA of Miscanthus lutarioriparius, 1545 nucleotides long. NCBI's taxonomy places the organism in Eukaryota, Viridiplantae, Streptophyta, Magnoliopsida, Poales, Poaceae. The record is from the annotation of a GenBank genome assembly.
AUGUCGGCACCGAUGCCCUCCCCGACUCUGAAGGAUCAUCUCUCCACGCCUACAGGCCCCCUGCAUCUCAAAGUAUGGGAGGUCAUAUGCAUUGCCUUGGGAGCUUUCAUGGUGCUCGUCUUGUUUGUCACCGUGUGGCUCACGAUCAGGAGCAAGAAGAGGGUAAGGCGGCGGGCAUCCGCAAAUAUCCCAAUCACCCAAAUCCCUGCAAUUUCCAAGGAAAUCAAGGAGGUGAGGGUGGAGCAAGUGCCGGCAAGCGACUUUGUGGCGCAUGAUGGUGUCCUCCUGAUGAUCCAGGACAAGUCCAGCGACCGGGAUUCCGACAAGGUCAUGGCCCAUUUGGGUGUCAGCAAAUCGAGGCGUGGUGAUGAGAGCCAUUCGGGAUCAUUUCGCUACAUGGACAAGGAUGCAGGAUUCCAGUCAGCUGAGGAAGGCGGCUCUGGAACGUUUCGGCAGGCUUCAGCUAAUGCCAUAACUGCUCCUUCACCUCUGGUUGGCUUGCCCGAGUUUUCAUACCUUGGUUGGGGUCACUGGUUUACGCUGAGGGAUCUGGAGCUUGCUACCAAUCGCUUUUCAAAGGACAACAUUAUCGGUGAGGGUGGAUAUGGUGUAGUUUAUCGUGGCCAGCUGAUCAAUGGCUCCCCUGUUGCUGUCAAAAAGCUUCUCAAUAACCUAGGUCAAGCUGAGAAGGAAUUCAGAGUAGAAGUUGAGGCUAUCGGUCAUGUUCGACACAAGAACUUGGUCCGGCUUCUUGGUUAUUGCGUGGAGGGUACCCAAAGGAUGCUUGUCUAUGAGUAUGUGAACAAUGGAAACCUAGAGCAAUGGCUUCAUGGAGCUAUGAGUCAACGUGGCUCCCUUACAUGGGAGGCCCGCAUAAAGAUUCUUCUUGGGACUGCUAAAGCGCUUGCUUACUUGCAUGAGGCGAUUGAACCCAAAGUUGUGCACCGUGAUAUCAAAUCCAGCAAUAUUUUGAUUGAUGAUGAGUUCGAGUCCAAAGUAUCAGAUUUCGGUUUAGCCAAACUUCUUGGUGCUGGAAAGAGUCAUGUCACCACUAGGGUUAUGGGUACCUUUGGGUAUGUGGCACCAGAGUAUGCAAACACUGGGCUCUUGAACGAAAAGAGUGACAUUUACAGCUUUGGAGUUGUUCUCCUAGAAGCAAUUACUGGAAGGGAUCCUGUUGACUAUGGCCGCCCACCAAAUGAGGUGAAUCUAGUUGACUGGCUAAAAAUGAUGGUUGCCAGCAGGCGGUCCGAAGAAGUAGUGGAUCCCACCAUAGAGACACGACCUUCGACGAGAGCUCUAAAGCGUGCACUUUUGACAGCUCUGAGGUGUGUGGAUCCAGACUCAGAGAAGAGACCGAAGAUGGGUCAAGUUGUCCGGAUGCUGGAAUCGGAUGAUCCAAUUCCUCGAGGGGACAGAAGAUCUAAGCACCACCGUGGAGGGAGCACAGAAAUGGAUUCGCAAAGGGAAAACAACUCUGACACGGAGAAGAGCGACAAUCCAGAUUCGAAACCUAGCAGGAGCAGAGCAUCCUCGUCCAAAUGA